Suricata suricatta (meerkat) is the source of this 5573-nucleotide messenger RNA. It is a transcript of the gene COG7, whose product is annotated as component of oligomeric golgi complex 7. Gene Ontology annotation, biological process: intracellular protein transport; retrograde vesicle-mediated transport, Golgi to endoplasmic reticulum; Golgi organization. NCBI's taxonomy places the organism in Eukaryota, Metazoa, Chordata, Mammalia, Carnivora, Herpestidae. The transcript is spliced from 17 exons. The record is from RefSeq and is a predicted model, not a curated record. Gene Ontology annotation, cellular component: COG complex. The coding region runs from base 1 to 2313 and encodes 770 amino acids.
AUGGACUUCUCCAAGUUCCUGGCGGAAGACUUCGACGUGAAGGAGUGGAUCAACGCGGCCUUCAGGGCGGGCCCCAAGGAGGCGACCGCCGGGAAGGCAGACGGCCACGCGGCCACUCUGGUGAUGAAGCUGCAGCUGUUCAUCCAGGAGGUGAACCACGCCGUGGAGGAAACAAGUCACCAGGCUCUUCAGAACAUGCCCAGAGUGCUCCGUGAUGUGGAAGCCCUCAAGCAGGAGGCGUCUUUUCUGAAGGAGCAGAUGAUUCUUGUCAAGGAGGACAUUAAAAAAUUUGAACAGGACACGUCCCAAUCGAUGCAGGUGUUGAUAGAAAUCGACCAGGUGAAGUCCAGAAUGCAGCUCGCCGCAGAGUCCCUUCAGGAAGCAGACAAGUGGAGCACACUGAGUGCCGACAUUGAGGAGACUUUUAAGACUCAGGACAUAGCUGUGAUUUCUGCCAAGCUGACAGGUAUGCAGAACAGCUUAAUGAUGCUUGUGGAUACACCAGACUACUCAGAAAAGUGCGUGCACUUGGAGGCGUUGAAGAACAGGCUGGAGGCGCUGGCCUCCCCGCAGAUCGUGGCGGUGUUCAGCGCCCAGUCUGUAGAUCAGUCCAAAAUGUUUGUGAAGGUGUUUACUGAAAUUGACCGGAUGCCCCAGCUGCUCGCCUACUACUACAAGUGUCACAAGGCGCGGCUUUUAGCAACGUGGCGGGAGCUGUCCCACAGCGACCUCCCCCUGGACCGGCGGCUCACCGAGUUCUAUGACGCCCUGCUGGGGGCCUGGCACACACAGAUCCAGUGGGCUUCGCAGGUUUUCAAGAACCCCCACGAGGUGGUGACUGUGCUGCUGAUUCAGACUCUGGGGGCCUUGCUGCCCACCCUGCCCGACUGCCUCAGCUCCGGCGUGGAGAGGGCGGGGCCCGAGCUGGGGCUCCUCAAGCUCCUGGAGUUCUACGAGGCCACCGCCCACUUUGCCAAGGGGCUGGAGAUGGCGCAGCUCCCCCGCCCACAUGAGUACAACCUGGUGAAAGUCACGGAGCUGGUGGAGGCUGUGUAUGGUCCGUAUAAACCUUACCAGCUGAAGUAUGGCGACCUGGAAGAGAAGAACGUCCUCAUCCAGAUCAGCGCUGUGCCUCUGGAGCACGGGGAGGUCAUUGACUGCGUGCAGGAGCUGAGCCACUCUGUGAACAAGCUCUUCGCUCUGGCUUCGGCAGCUGUUGACAGAUGCAUCAGAUUCACCAACGGCCUGGGGACCUGUGGCUUGCUGACAGCGCUGAAAUCCCUCUUUGCCAAGUACGUGUCCGACUUCACCAGUGCCCUCCAGUCGAUCCGAAAGAAGUGCAAGCUGGAUGAUAUUCCUUCCAACUCGCUUUUUCAAGAAGAUUGGACAGCUUUUCAGAACUCCAUUAGGAUAAUAGCCACCUGUGGUGAGCUCCUGCGGCAGUGCGGGGACUUCGAGCAGCAGCUAGCAAACAGGAUCCUGUCCACCGCUGGCAAGUAUCUCUCAGACUCCUACAGCCCUCGGAACCUGGCCGGUUUACAGGACAGCAUUUUGACAGACAGGAAGAGCUCUGCCAGGAACCCAUGGCAGGAAUAUAAUUACCUCCAGAAAGAUAACCCUGCUGAAUAUGCCAGUUUAAUGGAAAUACUCUAUACCCUCAAGGAAAAAGGGUCAAGUAACCAUAACCUGCUAUCUGCGUCUCGCACGGCCCUGACUCGACUGAACCAGCAGGCCCACCAGCUCGCUUUCGACUCUGUUUUCCUGCGCAUCAAACAGCAGCUGCUGCUCGUUUCCAAGAUGGAUAGCUGGAGCACGGCGGGCAUCGGCGAGACCCUGACCGACGAGCUGCCCACCUUCAGCCUUACCCCGCUGGAGUACAUCAGCAACAUCGGGCAGUAUAUCAUGUCCCUCCCCCUGAAUCUCGAGCCCUUUGUGACUCAGCAGGACUCAGCCUUGGAGCUGGCGCUGCACGCUGGGAAGCUGCCCUUUCCUCCCGAGCAAGGGGACGAGGUGCCUGAGGUGGACAACAUAGCGGACAGCUGGCUGGGCUCCAUCGCCAGAGCCACCAUGCAGACCUACUGUGACGUGAUCCUGCAGAUCCCGGAGCUGACCCCGCACUCCACCAAGCAGCUGGCCACCGACAUCGACUACCUGAUCAACGUGAUGGACGCCCUGGGCCUGCAGCCGUCCCGCCCCCUGCAGAGCCUCGGGGCUCUGCUGAAGAGCGCGCCCGAGGACUACAGGCAGGUCAGCAAGGGCCCGCCCCGCCGCCUCGCCGCCACGGUGGCUGCCAUGCGGGGCGUGGAGUACUGACCGCCCCCUUCCGGGCACCCGGCUGAGAAGAGGCACAGGACUGGGGUCCCGGGGUCACAGCAACUCUCCAGAACGAGUUGCUCAAAAACUCUGCCUGGCGUUAGACAGGAUUUGUCUUAAAAAGACGCGAUUCAUUUGUAUAAUCAAAAAAAGUUGUAAUUAGAGGUAUAUUAUUUUUUAGAUCAGGGUUUUCAGAUGAUUUUCUAAAAGAUCCGAUCUUGAAUGUGGAAUCGAUAAAUACUGUGAAAAGAAAGCCAUUUAUUUCCCUUUCCUCUGUGGAUAUUGGGGUGCCCCCAUGUGCCAUGCUCCAGGCAUUGGGACCCGGCCGGGAAGGAGGGGGAGAAGCACAAAGGUGACGUCAGCCCGUGGCACCUAAGAAAUAGAGUGCAUCUGGGUGAGGGCGGCCCCCUCGCCGACGGAUCAGACAGGUGUGUGGCAGUGAGGGACCCUGGGGGGUCAGACCCCGGGGCAUGUCCAAGGUCAGCGGCCUGGAAAUAGGAAGUUUGGUCAGAGGGUGGUGGGGCCUGACCACAGUCCGACCUGCAGGCCGUGGUGAGGACUUGGGUUUCUGCUUUGUCUUGUUUUAAAACUCACAGGAUCGUGUGGAUUCUAUCAGGGUUUUUACCAAUAGCUUCUGUAUCUGUUAAGACUGUAAUUGGCCACAAGUAACAGAAUAAUGUAAUUUGAGAGACUUUAGCCAAGAGGAGUUGAUUUUUCUCAAUAACGAGGAGUUAUACGGUGGUGGCCGUGGGCAUUGACUCUGGCUGGAUGGAGUCAGGACCAGGACUAGCCUCCCGGUGACCUUGACCUUUUCCUCAGGUGGGCCGACUCCUGCAGCUGCAGGGAGGACACAGGCAGAGGGGGCGUGGUCCCUCCCUCCGUGGAGGCAAAGGCCCCUCCAGCAGCCCCCGCGGCUGCAGGUGAGGCUGGGGAUGUGGAGUCGGGGCUGGCUCCUGCCGGGUGUCUCGGCCGCUCCCUUAGGCCUCUCCACGGCCUCGGAGGCAGCGAGCGUCCUCCCCGUCUUACAGCCGAAGGAGCCGAGGCGGGAGGGGUGGAAGGGGCUGACCGCGGUCCUGACCCCCGCUGGGCCCACCCUGCCCGUGGCCCCUCGUGAGCCAGCGGCGAUGCUGGCCCAACCUCCAGGGGUUCCCACACGCUCUGUCCUCACGCCCUCGGAACCAGUUUUGCCGGCCCUGAGAGAACCGUGAGCCCGCACCAAGAAAAAUAUUUUGGUUUCUCGUGUGGUGGAUCACAGACUGUCCCUGGCAGCGAUUGAGCCUGGCUCCUGCCAUGAAGAAGCGAGAGCUAGAGGCCUGGGAGGUGGAAAGUGGAAACCUCUGUGGGGUGACCUCUGUGCCAGUGUCGUGAGAGUCGCUUGAGUCCUGGCGUUGCCACCUCCCAACCGCGUGACCUUGGGGAAGUCACGUCAAGUCUCUGAGCCUCAUUUCCUACUGUGAAAAACGGGAGCCACGGUGGCCCUGCGCCAGCGUUCUCUGAAGAGCCACUGAGAUCCAGCAGAGGUGAAGCACGGAGCAGGUGCACGGUGCACGUUAGUUUCGUGGUCUCGGUGUCUGGAACCUGCCCUCCCUGUUGGGGUGAAGAUGGGAUUACAGAAUGCUGUUUCUAGGCACUUUGGAUCCCGCCAGCCUCGUUUUUCAGCCCUGAAAGGCUCCGAUGGCCCCAGGGUGGGAACGGGACAGAGCUCCUCUCCUCCGUAUCUGGGGGGCUGAGGGGAACCUCUGAGCCUGCUUCAGAGAUGGGGCAUCACCCACCUUCACCCUGGCCCCGGGGCUGGCAACCACUCACUGCCCACUGUCAGCCGGGCCCUGCGCUGACACGUCCACACACAGCUCUGAGGGCAGGGAGCACCCUUCCCACUCCGGCUGCAAAACAUGCCGAACUGAACCUCUCCGUUCAGGAGGAGUAUGUGGCCCAGGCCAAUGCAAUGGCCUUCAUUCUCGGGGCUUUUGCCGGGACCCUGUGCCAGAAAGGGGAGCUUUCUUCCCACUGAAGUUGCUCAGUGGAUGGCACAGAGCCUGGAACCUGUCGGGAGAAGAGCAGCACAUGGAGAGAGCCUAUUUGAGAGGGACGUCAACACAGAGGAAAAUAAAGCCAAGGAGCUGGAGAAACGAAUCACCAGAUCGAGGUGAACCUCCGGAUACAGCCAUGCCUGAGAUCCCUGGACUUUUAUUACAAGAACCAAUGGAUUUCCUUUCUUAGCUUAAGUCGGCUCAAAUUAAUGUGACCAAAGAGCUGGCAAAAGGAGGUCAAUCAGUCAUUGCUGUGCCUGCCCCACAGCAUCAGAUGAGACAGUAAAGACGGAAGCCCUGGGCACCUAUAAGGGACUGGCAUUCUUAUGACCGCUGGCAGCAAGUGCAGGAGGCUGGAGUUUUACUUUUGUUCCUUAUUGGAAGAGUGAUCUCGGGCAUCUGACUUCACCUCCCUGAGUCUCAGUUUGCUUACCUGUAAGAUGGGAUGGUAAUAUUUCUCGGUGGUUAUGAGAAUUAAAUGGAGUAAGACUUACAAAAUACUUGGCCUGGCGCCUGGCAUUGUGGUAAGUGAUACAAUGUAGCCAUUAUUUGACGCCGACAACUCUCCCUAAUAAUAAAAUCAGUAGUCCUAGGAGUAAAUGUGGUCACCACCCAGAACUGUGACUCCAGCCUGCAGACUCGCCUGGCCUCGAGCUGGGAAACCUGGUUUCCCCACCCCCCCCAGGCCCUCCGCACACAAUCCCUGACAGUGCUGCCUUUGGCCACGGUGGCACCAAGUCUAUGGCAUCUCCUUCCCCCGCAGGUGCCACUGUGGGCACGUGAUGGGAGGCCAGCUUGUGUGCCAUCCCUGCCAAGGACCCAGGUGCUCCAGACCGGCGGCACUGGGCCCUCAGAUGCCCAGGCUCUGAAGCCAGAGCUCCCUCGUGCCUGGGCUGCCUGGUGGUCUGCCAUCGGCACCAUUCUCCUCAUCUCUCUGGGGAGAGCCAUCAGGGUUCCCAGAUUUAGCAAUUAAAAAUACAAGAUGCUCAGUUAAAUGUGAAUUUCAGAAAAGUAAUAAAUGGUUAGUAUAAUAUGUCCCAAAUAUUACAUGGAUUUACUUAUUUGUUGUUGAGCCUGGGUGGCUCAGUUGGUUGAGUGUUGGAUUCUUGAUCUUGGCUCAGAUCAUGAUUUCACGAUUCAUGAGUUCAGGCCCCUCAUGGGGCACUGUGCUUGUAAUUCUGUCUCUCUAUUCUUCUCCUACUAAGUAAACUUAAAAAAAUUCUUUGUGUA